AUGGCCAAGGUGCUCCUGGUCAUCUUCAUCAUGGUUUAUCCAGGUGACUGUGCUCUCUGGGUGUCUCAGCCCCCCGAGAUUCAUGUGCAGAAGGGCACUACUGCCUCCCUGCCCUGCUCCUUCAAUGCCAGCCGAGGAAAACCGGCCAUUGGCUCUGUCACAUGGUACCAAGACAAAGUAACCCUGGGGAUGGAGUUGAGCAACGUGACCCCAGGGUUCAGAGGCUGCUUGGCCUCCUUUUCUGUUUCAUUGUGGUUCAUUGGGGACCACAAAGUAGGGCUGCUCAUACAGGACACCCAAAGCCAUGAUGCCGGAAUCUAUGUGUGUAGGGUGGAGGUGCUAGGCCUGGGCGUUGGGACGGGAGACAGGACUCUGCUGCUGAUGGAGAAAGGGCCUCCUCAGCAAGCCUCCAACACAGAGCAAGAGGCUCACACAGGUAUCCUUCUCUGGGCUGGAUUCUAAGCCCUCAGCUUUCUCUCUGUGGCCACGGGCAGCCCUACCAUCUAUUACCAGGGGAGAUGUCCUUGUCACAUGGAAAACAUGGCCACUCCUCCUGCAGCCUCUGAGAAUUGA
Messenger RNA from Mus pahari (shrew mouse), 573 nucleotides. It is a transcript of the gene Ncr3, whose product is annotated as natural cytotoxicity triggering receptor 3. Gene Ontology annotation, biological process: positive regulation of natural killer cell mediated cytotoxicity; natural killer cell activation; immune response-activating cell surface receptor signaling pathway. NCBI's taxonomy places the organism in Eukaryota, Metazoa, Chordata, Mammalia, Rodentia, Muridae. The record is from RefSeq and is a predicted model, not a curated record.